AGGAGGAGGCGCUGCUGCUCCCAUUCACUGCUCAUGCUGUCCACGGGUAGCAGCCACUUCUCUGUCACCUGGAAAGUACAUUUCCGUGCAUUUUCAUCACUUUUUGGAACAGAUCUGUGGAGCACUCUGACUGAGUCUUCUGGUCUUCUGCAGCAUGAAACUUCUGCUGUGGGGUUCUGGUCUGAAAGUGGGGCUUCUGGACUCGAUGGCUUGGACGUGAAUAUGCAUGAAUAAUAAGGGAGAUCAGCGAGCAGCAGCUGGAGGAGAUGCGCUCUCCAGAGGGACUCGCCUUGCUCCUCUUCAACGGGACGGUGUGCCUGUCAGUUCUUGGCCACCAGAAUGCCCAAGGCAGCUCAUCUCCUAUCCAGUCUGAGCCAGUGGACACCAGUGGAAUCCAGAAUGGAGCUGCUCCAUUGCCCAGGUGGAAGCGAUCCAUCAACACAAAGUCUUCCAGCAGCCUGCUCCUGGAGCUCAAUAGUCGCUUCAAAAAGGAGGAAAAGCAGGGGCAUUGGGAGUCCAAGGCCAAAGAUGCUCGACCUCAGUCAUCAUCUUGGGCAAAACGGUGGCCCCUUGUGAAGACCGACAAGUUCCAAAAGCUGUUCGGCUGGGGCGACUUCUACUCCAACAUCAAAACAGUGCGUCUGAACCUGCUCAUCACCGGGAAGAUCGUCGACCACAGCAAUGGAACAUUCAGCGUUUACUUCCGCCACAACUCUACAGGCCAGGGCAAUGUCUCUGUCAGCUUGGUGCCACCAGCAAAGACGGUUGAGUUUGACCUGGAACGCCAAAGUGUGGUCUACCCCAAAGACUCUAAGACUUUCACCUGCCGUGUAGACUACGAAAAGGUGGAGCGCAGCGAGCGCACCUUACUGUGCAGCUACGAUCCAUCAAAGACCUGCUUUCAGGGCCAGACACAAAGCUACAUCUCCUGGAUCUGCUCCAGACCCCUCAGGGUCAUCUGCAUCUACGUCUCCUUCUACAGCACAGACUACAGGCUGGUCCAGAAGGUCUGCCCGGACUACAAUUACCACAAUGCAGUGCCCUACCUGCCCUCAGGGUAGAUGAGCAUGCAGAUGUGGAGUGAAUUGUGUAUAUGGCAGUGAAAGGAACCUUUUAGGAGCACCAAAAUAGGUUAAACUGGACAUGGAGUUUUGAGAAUAGUCACAUGCUACAUGUAAGACGUACCAGGGUUUUUUAUUUUCCGCUCAUUGAAUGCAUUCAGAUUUCCCUUGAGCAGUGUUUCAAUGAUAUGAUCAAGUUACUUUUUUCCAUUUAUGCAUCUCAUUUCUUUACAUAUCUCUCAACAUGUCUUAACAUACUAUUAAGAAUUAUAUACACAUGCUAAAUAAUUGUUUGCUUACAGUCCUAUGCAAAAGUUUGAAUGGCGAACAUAAAAUAUAAUUUGACCCGAAGUAGUCAAACGUUUGCAUACAAUACAAUACAAACAGUUACGUAUAAAGUUAUUUGUGCUGUGUUUAUUUGCUCAAAAAACACUAACAUUAGAGUAAAUAUAAAUAAAUAAAUAAUCCAUACCUUGUUUUCUCUGCCUGAGUGAGAUAGCUGUACCAUUUUCGCAGCUGUCCUCAAGGAAGUCCAGUAUUUACUGUUACUGGCGUCCAGGAGUCAGAACGCAAACCUGUGUGUCUGUCCUCCAAAUGUAUUCUUCUGUACACUUUAACAACAUACUAAUAACCUCUUUAACAACAAAACAGUCUUGUUAUGUCCUACUCUAUUAAUGUCUGUUUGUAUUUAUUAAAACGUUAUACAGUUUUAAACAAUUUUCGCUGCAAGGACUUUUGCAAAGUGACAUUUUAGACAGUGUGUCGGCCCAUUUGUCAUGAAAUUUAUGAAUAGCAGCAGGCAUUUUCAUAUUAUAUACACAGUCAAGUCCAUUAGUGUUUGAACAGUGACACAACUGUUUCAAUUUUGCCUCUAUAGACCAUCACAAUGGAUUUGAAAUUAAGAAGUCAAGACUUUCCAUAUUCAUUUAAGGGGUUUCAUAAAAAUAUCGCAUUCACCCUUUAGGAAUUACAGCCAUUUUUACAUAGUUCCUCCAUAUUCAGAGGCUCCAAUGUAAUUGGACAAAAUAACAAUUAUAAAAACAAGGAUUAUUUUAAAUAUUUCAAUGCAAACCUUGAAAUGACAGCCUGAAGUCUGGAACUUAUGGACAUCACCAAAUGCUAAUUUUCCUUUACUGCAGCUGCUUAGUUGUGCAUCUUUCUGCCACCGGUUUUGUCUUCACUAAGUGAAAAGUAUGCUCAGUACUACGACACGCUGGCCUGUCAGUUUUGCAGCAGUUGACUGAUUCUGAGCAGAAACUAUAGAUACAUACACCUCAGAAUUCAUUGUGCUACUUCGAUCAUUAAACACCAGUGACGCAGUUCUAUUGGCAGCCAUACAUUCCCCUGCCAUAACAUUACCUCCACCAUGUUUCACAGAUGACGUGGUACGCUUUGGAUCAUGAACCUUUCCUUCUCUUCUCCAUAGUCUCCUCUUUCCAUCAUUCUGGUACAAGUUGAUCUUAGUUUCCUCAAUCCAAAGAACCUUGUUACUGAACUUUAGAUGUUUUCUAGCUGGUUUGCAUCUUGAGGUAAUUCCUCUGUAUUUACAUUCAUGAAGGCAUCACUUGAUUGUAGAUCAUUGUAGUCUAAAAUGUCCUUGGCUUGAGUAGAUGUUGGGAUCAGGUUUCUCUUCACUUGUCUUCUGGGGUCUUCUUGGCCUUUUCGAGCCUACUGAGCUCACAGUUUUUUCGUGAUUUAGCCAAUCUUAAAGUUUCUGCUAUGUUUGUUUUGUUUUUGUUUCAGCCUAAUGAUGACCCUCUUCAUUUGUAUUAACACCUCUUUGGACCACAUAUUGAGAGUUCACAUGAACAGCUACCAAAUGCAUAUUUAACACUCAGAUUCAACUCUUGAGUAUCUCCUUUUAUCUAGUAUAACCUUUUAUCUCCUUAAAUUUAUCAGGAAAUAAUGAGGGGACAGGCCACGCCUGGCCAUGAAACUGCUUAUCAGUCAACUGUCCAAUUACUUUUGAGUCUAUGAAAAAGGGACUAUGCUAAAAAUGGCUGUAAUUCCUAAAUGGUUAAUGCAGUGUUUUUGUUAAAUUCCUUGAAUUAAAUCUAAAAGUCUGCACUUCAAUCCCAUCUUGACUGAUUCAUUUCAAGUCCAUUAGGGUGGUAUAUAUCGCUGCUGUCGGAAACAAAACCUUGUACCUCCAAAAUGGUAAC
Pygocentrus nattereri (red-bellied piranha) is the source of this 3223-nucleotide messenger RNA. Its product is annotated as neurexophilin-1-like. The transcript is spliced from 2 exons. Gene Ontology annotation, molecular function: signaling receptor binding. The record is from RefSeq and is a predicted model, not a curated record. Lineage: Eukaryota; Metazoa; Chordata; Actinopteri; Characiformes; Serrasalmidae. The coding region runs from base 267 to 1061 and encodes 264 amino acids.